ACUUUAUUAAAAACCUUUGAAGGAUCAGAAAAUAUGGGUCUAAUUGGAAAGUUGAUCAUGUCCCAAGAGAUUAGCUCACGUGGAGACAUAUUCCAUGAUCUCUAUAGGCACAAACCAAACGACAUUGCUUCCAUUUCUCCUGAUAAGAUUCAUGGGUGUGAUGUCCUUCAUGGUAAACGAGGUGAUGUUGGCUCCAUCGUCUGCUGGAGCUAUACCCAUGAUGGAAAAAAGAACACUCUAAAGGAGAUUGUUGAAGAAAUUGACGAGACAAACCACAAGAUAGUGUUCAAAGUAAUCGAAGGAGAUCUUGUGAAAGACUUGUACAAGUCCUUCAAGUGCAUAUUUCAUGUUGAACCACAUGGAGACGGCCGGCAAUUGGCUACUUGGACCUUUGAGUUUGAGAAACUAAAUAUGAAUGUUCCCUAUCCAACUGCUUUCAUGGACUAUGUAAUGGAACUUCUGAGGGAAAUUGAUGCCCAUAACACUAGUAACUAGAAACAUCUACAACUUCAGUGUCUAUAACCCCAUUAAAUAAGAUAAACGAAUAAAUCAACUUCAAGAAUAAGCCAAUUGUAGUUACAUAUGGCUACUAGGGAACAUGUACUCUUGCUUCCUCCUAUGAAUCUUUAAUAAAUGUAUGUUCCAA
This is a messenger RNA of Cynara cardunculus var. scolymus (artichoke), 646 nucleotides long. RefSeq names its product kirola-like. Bases 34 to 495 code for a protein of 153 amino acids. The record is from RefSeq and is a predicted model, not a curated record. Gene Ontology annotation, biological process: defense response. The transcript is spliced from 2 exons. Lineage: Eukaryota; Viridiplantae; Streptophyta; Magnoliopsida; Asterales; Asteraceae.